AUGCUAUCACCAAAACUAAGUUUCCUAUUUUUGAUUGCAGUUUUUCAUCUUAUCAAAACUCAACGCAGAAUCAAAGAUGGUCAAGAAACCGAUGCUGAAAAGCGAUAUGUGGUGUACUUAGUAAAGGCUCCAACAUCUCCCAGAGCGUACGACGCUUGGCUCUGUGGGGGGGCCAUAGUGAGCAAAGACUACAUAGUGACCUCAGCUGCUUGCGUCGAAGACGUCCAGCAUAUGUACGCCAUAGCUGGCUACAAGAAGUACGUGCCUACCAGCGAGCUGGAAAACGAUCAGUGCACGCAAAAGAUGAAGAAGAAGGUCGUGUUUACUUGCGUUCCCAAAUCAUACGAAUUGGACUACGCUAAAAUUGAGAAAUGGUCGUUCAUAGACAUAGCGGUGGUGAAGGUGGAAUCACCAUACAAUUUCAAUGACAUGACCUACAAUACCCUGUGCUCAUACAAACCUUUGAGCAUCCCGAUCAACUACGAGACAAAAUAUCAGGAACCUGGUGUUGAUACUAUGGUGCUUGGUUGGGGACAUUUGGACCAAUGGAGGAAGCCAGAAGACUCGACCGACUACAACCAAGAUACCUUGCACUUCGCGGCAACCCUAAUCCAUGACAAGGAGGAAUGCAAAAAGUACUUCGCAGAAAUCGGUUCUUUGGAUCAUGUCAUUGACAAGUACAUGAUCUGCACUUUAGAGGGCGGUAACAUCGACUCGAAGGGAGAGCAGAUACUGAAAAGCAGGCCAGUAGCUGAUGGAUGCACUCCUAACAUUGAAAGGUUGAAGCAUGGUGAUAUUGAAUGCGAGGAGGACGAAACGGUCAUCAUGGAUGAGACCAGAAAGACAUUCUCUAAAAUACUGAUGAGACAACAAAACAAAACUAGACGACAAGGAUUUUGUCAGAACGAUCACGGCGGCCCCCUAGUGACCUGGGUCGGAAGCCACGAGGUGCUUGUCGGGGUGGCAUCGGUGUUCAGGGUGACCGACGACUCUUAUUGCACCGGGCCCUACCUGUAUACGAGCACGCAAUGCAACGGGGCCUUUCUGGACUGCGUCGUCAAUGAGGGAGAGACGAGAAGAAGAGCCAUCUGCGACAAGGAUCCCAGCGAAAGAGGUUUUGACACGAUAGAAAGGCAUAUAUCCUGGAUGAACCGCCCCGAAGGGCCGGCUGAUAAUGAAAGACUGCUGAUGAGACCGCAAGCCCCGCUGAAUAAAUAUUACAAAUGGGACGUCACACCGAGUGCUUGA
Ostrinia furnacalis (Asian corn borer) is the source of this 1248-nucleotide messenger RNA. RefSeq lists its product as uncharacterized. Gene Ontology annotation, molecular function: serine-type endopeptidase activity. Bases 1 to 1248 code for a protein of 415 amino acids. The record is from RefSeq and is a predicted model, not a curated record. Gene Ontology annotation, biological process: proteolysis. The transcript is spliced from 9 exons. Lineage: Eukaryota; Metazoa; Arthropoda; Insecta; Lepidoptera; Crambidae.